Molecule: messenger RNA, 1643 nt
Organism: Cariama cristata (Red-legged seriema)
Lineage: Eukaryota; Metazoa; Chordata; Aves; Cariamiformes; Cariamidae
Gene: TSNAXIP1
Product: translin-associated factor X interacting protein 1
Exons: 11
Cellular component (GO): cytoplasm
Source: RefSeq, a predicted model, not a curated record
CUCAGAAGACGACGACAAUCCGUGCCCUCGAGCCCCUGAAGGCUCUGGUCACAACUGUCUCCGAGAAGUGCAUCCGGCAGAUACUGGCACUGCAGGAAAAAGAGAAAGAUGAAAUAAAUACAUUAAAGCAAGAGAAACAACAUUUAUUAAAGUUAAUUGACAACAUGAAGGAAGCGAAGAAUUCUCUUCAGACUCAGGUAGAGCAUCUGUGGACAAGCGUGGCUGAGGGCUAUGCUCGCUAUCUCAACGAGUGCAGUGCCUGCAAACUGCUUCUAGCAAAACUGAACGAUAUGCCUAACGAACGGCUGGACACGGCACAUCGCCAAGUCCAAGAUGUCAAGGGUGAAGAUGUGGUGAAGUUAACUUUGGCAUUAAAGGUAGCCCGGCAGGACCUCACAAAAGCCCAGCUGAAGCUGAACACAAUGAUAGCAGACUACGGAGAUGUUGUGCCCAGAAGAGAUUUUGAAUCACUGGAGAAAAAAUACUCCGAUUUACUUCAGGAGAUGAAGACUCUGCAGAAGGAUUUUGAUCAGCUCUGGAAGCAAUACGAAACACUGCUGGAAAUCCACAGAGAGACUGCAGAAGAGCGAGACAACUUCUGCGCUCAACUCCAGCGAGUCCAGCACAACUGCACGCCCCGGCCAAACUGGGCAAAGUGUUCAGGUGCCAAACGUGUCCAAGGUGAUUCCUGGUGGGGCCGCCUGGCUGAGGGGAAGACCAGCGACCAGCUAGUGGAUGUGCUUCUGGAAGAAAUAGGAACAGGAGCGCUAAGACAGAUUAAUGUCUUCCCCGGAUGGGGCAAAGAUGACAAGGUUCCUGUGUACCUGAGGCACAAAGGUGAAGUCAAGAACAAAAAGCUGACCGAGAAGGAUGUGGUGAACAUCCUAAAGGAUGUCUGGAAGGAGAAAAUUGCCUUAGAACAGCAGAUGGGAAAGCAAUCCAGUCUUCCCCAGUUCUUUCUCAGCUACCUCCAGAAGUAUGGAGAUGCUGCUGCCAUGGAAUGGUUUUACACCCUCUAUGAGAACAUGUGCCUCCGUCAAUUGAACCACAUCCUGAGCUCAUUUUCGACGUACUCACCGGGAAGGGUGGCUGAAGAACAGUACCAUGGCCAGAAUCGGCUGAUUUCCAACUUGCAAAAGGAGCUGGUUGCCUGCGACAGCUCAAACAGCGGAUCCCAGAGCAGCAAGCAGUCCAGCAUGGCUGUGAGGGAAGCUUUUCCGCUGAAAAGGAAAAACUCAAUCCAAGAACUCUUUGAUGCAAGCAGGUACAAGCUGGACAGCACCAAAGACCUCAUCGACUACAUAUCCUUAUUCAAAGAAGAUGAGGAAGGGAGCACCGCACCUUUCGUUGCAAAGCUCAGGAGCCAGUAUGUCAGGGAGCAGAGACAGCUGAGGAACAAGCUGGGAGAUUUAACAGAGGUGAAGGCAGAUGAUCUGAAGACGGCCUUCUGCACGAUCGAUCCCGACAUUGAUGAUCAGACACUAGAUACUUACAUUGGCCUGGCUUGUCAAGUGCAAAGAGAACAGCCAGACCAAGAAGUUGUGCUUGUGGAAACCGCACUUGAGAGACUGCGGGCUGGAGACGUGAGACGAGUCAGGCCCUCACCCAGGGAGGGCAACAUGACAGGCUUUGAAGGAGAGUAA